Ochotona princeps (American pika) is the source of this 2652-nucleotide messenger RNA. RefSeq names its product protein tyrosine phosphatase domain containing 1 (gene PTPDC1). The coding region runs from base 111 to 2600 and encodes 829 amino acids. The record is from RefSeq and is a predicted model, not a curated record. Lineage: Eukaryota; Metazoa; Chordata; Mammalia; Lagomorpha; Ochotonidae. The transcript has 10 exons. Gene Ontology annotation, biological process: protein dephosphorylation; cilium assembly. Gene Ontology annotation, molecular function: protein tyrosine/serine/threonine phosphatase activity.
GUCAGUUCUAUGGACAUCACUCACAACCAGUGCCUUCUUGUUCCUGCUUUUACUGCCUCGGUCUCCUGUGGAGCUAACUGCUGUCAUCCUUUGCGUGGGCUCCUUUGUGAAUGGGUCCUGGCAUCAGCUCCAGCACUGUCCAUGGCAGUUCACCCGUAUGGCAACAGUCCUUGUCAGGCCACUGCAGGGGCGUCCCAUCUUUGUAUCUCCAGGAGUGUCCAGGCACCGCCCUCUCAAAGGUGCAGAGACGUGCCUGGAAAGCUGAGACCCCCAUCACCGCACAGCAACAGGGUCGCCGCCACUCCACCUCGGACCCAGUUGUGCGACUGCAGCAGGCCCGGAGGGGCUCUGGCUCUGCCACCAAGCUGCUCUCCUCCUCCUCUCUGCAGGUGAUGGUGGCUGUGUCUUCAGUCAGCCGUGCCGAAGGGAACCCAACUUUGCCGGAAAGAAAAAGAAAUUCAGGACGCCCAACACCAAAGUACACGAAAGUAGGAGAGCGUUUGCGGCAUGUCAUCCCUGGACAUAUGGCGUGUUCCAUGGCAUGUGGCGGCAGGGCGUGCAAGUAUGAGAACCCAUCCCGCUGGAGCGAGCAGGAGCAAGCCAUUAAGGGGGUUUACUCAUCCUGGGUCACUGACAGCAUCCUGGCCAUGGCCCGGCCGUCCUCUGAGCUCCUCCAGAAGUAUCAGAUCAUCGAGCAGUUCCUCAGCCAUGGCAUAAAAACCAUCAUCAACUUGCAGCGCCCAGGAGAGCAUGCGAGCUGCGGGAACUCUCUGGAGCAAGAAAGCGGCUUCACAUACCUUCCGGAAGCCUUCAUGGAGGCUGGCAUUUAUUUCUACAAUUUUGGAUGGAAAGAUUACGGUGUAGCUUCUCUUACCACCAUCUUAGACAUGGUGAAGGUGAUGACAUUUGCCUUACAGGAAGGAAAAGUAGCCAUCCACUGUCACGCUGGGCUUGGUCGAACAGGUGUUUUAAUAGCAUGUUAUUUAGUUUUUGCAACAAGAAUGACUGCCGAUCAAGCAAUUAUAUUUGUGCGAGCGAAGCGGCCCAAUUCCAUACAAACCCGGGGACAGUUGCUCUGUGUCCAAGAAUUCACCCAGUUUCUGACCCCUCUCCGCAAUAUCUUCUCCUGCUGUGAUCCCAAGGCACAUGCCGUCACCCUAGCCCAGUAUCUGAUUCGCCAGCGUCAUCUGCUUCAUGGCUAUGAGGCACGGCUUCUGAAACAUGUACCAAAAAUUAUCCACCUAGUGUGCAAACUGUUGCUGGACCUGGCAGAGAACAGGCCAGUGAUGAUGAAGAAUGUGUUUGACGGACCAGGUCUGUCUGCUGAUAUUGAAAAGACAGUGUCAGAGAUGGUUACCAUGCAAAUGGAUAAAGACUUGCUGAGGACCAACAGCACUGCGUCUGACCCAUUUAGGCCCCCGGCAGGAGUAGCAGAGUUUGAGACUCAGGACAAGGUUCUUUCCAAUGAGCAAGAGUUUGGCCCACUCUGGAAGAGGCGAAAUGUUGAAUGCUUUCAACCCCUGACAUGUCUGAAAAGGCGACUCAGUUACAGUGACUCAGAUUUAAAGAGGGCCGAGUCUCUCCUGGAACAAGGAGAGACCCCGUGGACGGGACCGGCCCAGGUCUUGCUCUGCCACAGCUUCAAGCAGCAGAAGGCCAUUGGCCACUGUUCCACAGCACAGUCUCCAGAGGUGGACGUCAGUAAGGAUACAUCAGCCCAUGGUCCAUUUUCUUUCUGGAAUCAUUCUAAGUGUGGCGACAUGCAAGAGCUCAGAGAGGACAGGCUGUCGCGUUGCCCCAGGAGGAGCCCUGCCACGGAGGUGCAGCGGAGCAGAACCUUCUCUGUGGGUGUCUCAGGCUCACCUGGGCCCGGGGAGCAAGCCACACCCAGCCGUGCAGAUGGCCAGAAGAAUCCGAGUGCUGCUCACCCACAGGGGGCCCACUGGGGCCUCAGCCCGGUCAAGCAGGGUGGGCCUUUCUGUAGCCCUCUAGACUGGGGCUCUGGGCCUCAGGUACAUUCCCCAGGUGGGGGUGAAGUUCAGGAGAGCAGAGACCUUCCUGAAGCAGCAUCAGAACCGAGUGUGGAAGCACGAAGAAUACUGGCGGCCAAAGCCCUGGCCAAUUUAAAUGAGUUUGUGGAAAAGGACGAAGUGAAAAGGAAGGUAGCGAUGUGGCAGAAAGAACUAAAUUCCCGAGAUGGAGCCUGGGAAAGAAUAUGUGGUGAGAGAGACCCUUUCAUCCUGUGCAGCUUAAUGUGGUCUUGGGUGGAGCAGCUGAAAGAGCCCGUGCUCACCAAGGAGGAUGUGGACAUGCUGGCCGACAGCCAAGUAGAGGCCGCGGAAGCCCUGUUCUUGUUACAGAAGGGACAGCACCAGACCAUCCUUUGCAUCUUACAUUGCAUCGUGAACCUGAAGACGAUUCCUGCGGAGGUAGAGGAAGCUUGCCUCGCCCACGCCAUUAAAGCCUUUACUAAGGUUAAUUUUGAUUCUGAAAAUGGACCAGUAGUUUACAACACUCUGAAAAAAAUAUUUAAGCACACAUUGGAAGAAAGAAGAAAAAGAACGAAAGACAGCUCGAAGGCUGGCCUCCACGGAAACUGAGUUUUCGCUCCUGAUGAGUAUUUCGGGGCAGACCUGAGGGCUCAGACGACCU